This is a messenger RNA of Cuculus canorus (common cuckoo), 1530 nucleotides long. RefSeq names its product AN1-type zinc finger protein 5-like. The coding region runs from base 847 to 1515 and encodes 222 amino acids. The record is from RefSeq and is a predicted model, not a curated record. NCBI's taxonomy places the organism in Eukaryota, Metazoa, Chordata, Aves, Cuculiformes, Cuculidae. The transcript is spliced from 6 exons. Gene Ontology annotation, molecular function: zinc ion binding; DNA binding.
AGGCGGAGCGAGAGCCGGGAGCGGCGGUCGGCUUCCUCCGCCUCCCGCUCCCCACCUCGUACCCGCCUUCGGCUCCCCCCCUACCAGCGUCCCGCCCCGUGCUGCCGACUCCCCAGCACCUACCCGCGUUUCAUCAGGCGUGUGAGCUCACUGCGCUGCGGAGAACACGGCAGAUAUUUCUGCUGCAGGGACAGAAAGGUGACUCACUGGUGGCGGUGGCGGUACCGCCGCUGGCUGUGGUUUCCGCCUCCCGCCGCCCCUCGCCGCCGCCGCCGACGUCGGAGUCCGCCUCCCUCUCCGCCUCCGCCAGCGGUAUCACCUGUAACAGCAUUUCUGGAAUCGCUGGUAGUACCUUCACCACCAAUUUCGACACCGCGAUCUCCGAGUCCGCCUCCGCCAGCGGUAUCACCGGCAACAGCGUUUCUGGAAUCGCUGGUACCACCUCCAGUACCACCUCCGCCACCGGGACAUUCGAGGCAGCGUCUCUUUCCGCCUCCGCCACCGGCAUUUCAGGCACCGCUGCCACCGCCGCUGCUGCCACCGCCGCUGCUGACAUCAUCGCUGCUACAGCUGCUACCACCGCUACCACCACUGCUACCGCUGCUGCUACGGCCACCGCUGGUGCCACCUCCGGUACCGCCACCGUCGGUACCACCGCCGGUAUCGCCACCGCUGGUGCCACCUCCGUUACCACCAUCGCCGGUAUCACCUCCGAGUCCUUGUCCCACACCGCCUCCGCCACCGCUAUCACCUGUAACAGCGUUUCUGGCAUCGCUAGCGGUACCUCCGGAACUACCUCUGUUUGCCGCCGCGGCGUACCAGCCCUUGCCCUGGAUCAGAUCCAGGAUGACUCAGGAGACAAACCAGACCCCAGCGCCUAUGCUGUGUCGUACGGGAUGUGGAUUUUAUGGAGAUCCUAGGACAAACGGGAUGUGUUCUGUUUGCUACAGAGAGCAUUUUCCGCUGCAGCAGAAUAGUGGUAGAAUCAGCCCCAUGGGUGAGGGAGCAGCCGGUGGUUCAAACAGUCUUACCUCAGAUUCUGCAUCUACCCAGGGAGUAGGCACUAGCCUAAACAACUGUGAACAUGCUGUUGAUAAACCUGGAGAACCAAGAAAUGUGCCUGUUGCCGCUUUGCCUGUAAUGCAGCAAAUGACAGAAAUGAACAUUGCAAGAGAGGAGAAAGUAGCAGCAAAGCCAGAGAUUGAGCCAGUUGUCACUCAACCAGGCCCAUCAGUUUCUCAACCUAGUACUUCUCAGAGUGAAGAGAGAGCUCCUGAACUGCCCAAACCAAAGAAGAACAGAUGUUUCACAUGCAGAAAGAAGCUUGGCCUUUUAGGAUUUGACUGCCGAUGUGGAAACAUAUUUUGUGGAUUUCACCGUUAUUCUGACAGACAUAACUGCGCAUAUGAUUACAAAGCAGAAGCCGCAGAAAAAAUCAAGAAAGAGAAUCCAGUUGUGGUGGCUGAAAAAAUCCAGGAGAAUAUAAGUCAGCCCCCUUGUGAAAAGACUGACUAACUUGUUCAGUCUCCC